Messenger RNA from Penicillium nucicola, 2538 nucleotides. RefSeq names its product MutS family protein MSH4. Gene Ontology annotation, biological process: reciprocal meiotic recombination; mismatch repair. The coding region runs from base 1 to 2538 and encodes 845 amino acids. The transcript has 7 exons. Gene Ontology annotation, molecular function: mismatched DNA binding; ATP binding; ATP-dependent DNA damage sensor activity. NCBI's taxonomy places the organism in Eukaryota, Fungi, Ascomycota, Eurotiomycetes, Eurotiales, Aspergillaceae. The record is from RefSeq and is a predicted model, not a curated record. Gene Ontology annotation, cellular component: nucleus.
AUGUCGGUCUAUUCGGACUCACAGGUGUCGCUGAGUACUCUUGCUCCAACUUCUAGAGCUGGCAGCAGACGUUUAACAGGGAGACCAACUACCACAGCCACCAGUGUCGCUUCGCAAGAUCUCAUCUGCGCCGUCAGUGAAUCGCGGGGCGUCUCAUCGACUGUCGGUCUCGCAUUUGUCAAUCUUGCCACAGCUGAAGCAGUUCUCUGUCAAAUAUGUGAUAGUCAAACCUAUGUGAAUACAAUUAUCAAGAUCGGUGUUUUCGAGCCCAGUGAAAUCCUGUUCAUGAACACGGCCAAAGAGUCCAAGCUUCGAUAUAUCAUCCAAGAGAAUUUACCCGAUCCAAUAUUUACUUUUCUUGACCGUCGAUGCUGGUCCGAGAAAACGGGCCAUGAAUAUGUGGACCGAUUGGCUUUUCCAGAAGAAGUUGAUUCGCUCAAGGUGACCCUGGGAGGGAAUUAUUUCGCAGCGUGUUGCUUUGCUGCCGUUCUCAAAUAUGUCGAGAUUGAACUCCAGCGAUCUUUCACAUCGCAUUCGCUACGCAUCCGAUUCGAGCCAUCACAAGGGUCCAUGACUAUUGACUUGGCGACUAUCGUGUCUCUCGAACUCAUCCAGAACUUGCAGAAUGCGAAGUCGCGAGAAAGUUUGUACGGACUAUUGAAUGAGACGCUGACACCUAUGGGAGCGAGACUACUCCGAGCUAGUAUCUUGCAGCCUUCAACUGAACGAGUGAAAUUGACUGCCAGAUACAAUGCUGUGGAAGAUUUAUCGACCAAAGAGGAUAUGUUUGUGUCUGUGAGACAAGCUCUUAAAGGAUUUAUCGAUGCAGACAAGGUAUUGACUGCUAUCAUCCUCGUUCCCACCAAGCGGACAAUGCAAUACAUCGAACAGUCUGUCAACUAUGUCAUCAUGCUCAAGACCUUUGUGUCUGCGAUCAAGAACAUCUUCCAGGCGCUUGCGACAGCACAAAGUGAUUUGCUGCUGACUAUACGAGAACUUUGUGCUCCGGAAGGUCACCAUGCCAUUGAGGAGCUCAUGGACACCACAUUGAAUGAUCAUGUUACAUACCAAUCAAAGCCACUUGAUUUGCGAAAUCAGCGCAUCUAUUGUGUUAAGGCCGGUGUCAAUAGUCUGCUCGACGUUGCUAGGCAGACCUACAAGGAGGCAAACGCCGAUGCCACUGAGCUUGUCAAGAACUUGUCAGACCAAUGUGAUAUUGUUCUCGAUUUGAAAUAUGAUACUGCCCGCCAGUACUACAUCUCCAUGCCUGCGGCAGAACCAGGUCCUUUACCCGAUGUCUUCAUCAACGUCUAUCGCAAGCGAAACCGUGUUGAGUGCCAAACGCUGGACUUGGUCAAAAUCAAUCAAAAGAUCACUGAUGCUCACAGUGAAGUGAUUAAUAUGAGUGAUCGUACAAUCCAGGAUCUCCUUCGUGACGUGUGCGAUCAAGUAUCUGGACUUUUUCGAGUCAGCGAGGCAAUAGCAAUGCUAGAUAUGCUAGCAUCAUUUGCCCAACUAGCAACAAGUCACGAAUACAUCAGACCAGAGCUAACAGACACUCUCGCUAUCAAGUCAGGACGCCAUCCAAUUAGAGAACAGAUUCAUUCGAGCAAAUUCAUCCCGAACGACGCAUAUGCAACCCCACAAACUCGUUUCCAGAUCGUUACAGGAUGCAACAUGAGCGGCAAAUCCACUUACAUUCGUUCCCUAGCUCUAACGACAAUCAUGGCCCAGAUCGGUUGCUUCGUACCCGCCCAAUACGCUUCUUUCCCAAUAUCCCACCAGCUUUUCGCUCGCGUCGCAAAUUCCGACGACCUUGAUGCAAACGUCUCCACAUUUGCAGCGGAGAUGCGUGAAAUGGCUUUCAUCCUACGAAAUAUACAACCACGAAGCAUGGUAAUCAUCGAUGAACUAGGCAGAGGAACCAGCACAACAGACGGACUCGCCAUCGCAGUCGCCCUAGCUGAAGCUCUCAUCUCUAGCAACGCCCUCGUCUGGUACGUCACCCAUUUCCACGACCUAGCACAGAUUCUCGCCGACAGAGCCGGUGUCAUAAACCUCCAUCUCGCAGCAGAUAUCGCCUCAGAUACCUCCAAAAUGACCAUGCAGUACCGCAUCGCUGAGGGUCCCUUUCCUGAUCGACGAUAUGGUUUAGUUCUCGCAAAGCUCACUGACCUCCCACCUGCUGUUCUGACAAAAGCACAGUCCGUUUCCGAGGAAGUAGAUCAGCUUGCUCUGCGCCGAAACAAUGACUUUGUCCUGCGCAUGGCUGCUAUUAACGAAGAAAUGGCGAUGUACCCCGAACCUGAUACCGUAUUAGAUCCCGAUGCUCACCCUGGGCAUGCCUCUGAUGUUUCAGCCCAUUCUCUUGAAGCUCAAGUGUUCAGUCUCGGAGAGAACCAUGAGACAGAAGGUACUCAUGUAUCCGAACCCAUCAUCAUUGACUCUGGGUCUGAGCUUCUGUCUGACUCUUACCCUGCCGAUGACGAUGGCGAUGACAAUGAUAGUGUUGUGCUUGUUUCAGCACACUUCAGCUAG